AUGUGGAACAUUGCCACUGUCCCAUCGUAUCCUGACACGUUCCAAUUGGUCAGUAGAAGUACUGGAAAGUGUCUACAAGUCUAUCAAGAUACCAAGUAUCAUGGAAUGAUGCAAACAUGUGGUUCAACAACCGAUAUGGGUACCAGAUACCAACUAUUUAGAAAAUAUUCUAGUAUAACAGUAGAACCAACUUACAAUAGAAUUGCAAUUGGUUUAACACCUGGAGCAAAUGUUUAUUCGGAUGGAGCUAUUUUGAGUCCUGGUUUUACUCUAUCGGUCAAUGAUUAUAGUUUGGUGCUCGACUAUACAGGCCAAUUUAUUUUGUACUCUCCCACGAGAACUGUCUUGUGGUCGAUGAGCGGUCCAACACCAGUACUUACGACUAUGCCAUAUGGCAAGUUUACCUAUGACGGAAACCUUUGUAGCUAUAAAGGAAGUACAGCUGAAUUUUGUACAGAGACAAACACUCUUGGAGGGGUCUACUUGAAUAUGGUUCCACCUGGCUCAUACGAUCGUCCUUGGGGCAUAGUCAUCCAAAACUCAUCAGGAAGGAUGGUAUGGGGAAGAUUCGGUACAAGUACCACUGUAUCUGGGUUCUACUCGUUGAUCCCAGGCAGUUUCCUCGAUGCCCUCACAACCACAAACAACAAACUUGGCCCCGGUGAAUUUAUCACAAACGGUCGUGACUAUCUGACUUUGACCAGUACCGGUCAAACCCAAUUUUGGGUUAGAAAUCCAUAUCAUAAUGGACAGUUGAAAUGGGAAAUGUCAAACCCAAAUGGAAUUGAAGGACCAUUCACAACAACCAUUCAAAGCAACGGUAAUAUUUGUACUCAAAACAAAAAUGGACAAAGGGUAUGGUGUGCUGCAGAGAAAUCAAUCGAUUACUCUCGCUACCUAUAUGUUCCACCCAAUGAUGGCAACGAUGUAAAUUGGGGAUUCAUUACACACGAUGGAUCAAAUUUUGCCGGCUGGGGUCAGUUUAAUAUCCCCGUUUCAACUUGGAGCAAUUACGUCAUGCAAGGAACAAGUUGGACAAACAGCUUGAACAAUGGAGUGAUCAAGGUUGAGAAAAGUUCCACUUUUUUGACAACGUUGACCUAUCUCGUUCCAAAUGGCCCAGUAGUGACUCUGGUUCCAGAGUACUCUGGAACAUGGUCAAAGGUAAAUGCUUGGAGUAGUUCAGGCAGAUAUGCAUUCAUAGCUACCAACACGGCCAAUUGUGUCCAAAUGUUCACCACCGUACAGUGGAAACAAGAGUUUCUAGCAGCCCAACCAAACUACUUGGUUGCCAUUCCGGCCAUUCCGGAAUUUGUUUUACUAAACUCAAAUGGACAACUCAUUUGGAGUGGCAUUCGUGAUGGUUUCUGGAACUCUUCAUCAUCACAAUGUAAUUGGUAA
Cavenderia fasciculata is the source of this 1401-nucleotide messenger RNA. RefSeq lists its product as uncharacterized. The record is from RefSeq and is a predicted model, not a curated record. Bases 1 to 1401 code for a protein of 466 amino acids. The transcript has 3 exons. NCBI's taxonomy places the organism in Eukaryota, Evosea, Eumycetozoa, Acytosteliales, Cavenderiaceae.